CCCAGGCGCCCAUCACCUCCCCACUUGCUCCAACUCCGCCGCCCCCAAACCCUAGCGCGCUCCGAUCCAGGCCCGUCCGCCGCCGCCGCAGCCAUGGGACUUCCCCCUCCGUCGAUCACCAGCGCCGGCAAGGCGUCUGCGCGCGCCCACAUCAUGGUGGUUCUGGCUGGCGCCGCGCCGGCGCGCACGUGCACGGUCGCCUUGAGGCCGUCGCUCCCUUUCGCUGCGGCGGGAGCUCGAUUCGCCGGAGGAGGCCGCGGAGACGGCGAGAACGGAGGAGGAAGCGCCCGGCUCGCGGGGGCGGCCAUGUACACUGCGCUCCGUCGCCCGGCGGCGCCGGCGUUCAAGAACUCCCCUUUUCCUUCCUACGGCGGCGCCGCCGUGCUCUGCCUCGCCCGGCGAGCCGACGGCGAGGGCGAUGGAGACCGCGGCGUGGGAGAGGGCGGUGCUGGAGCCGGUGACGACGACCAUGGAGACGGCGGUGCUGGAGCCGGCGGCGACGGCCAUGGAGACGGCGGCGACCACAGCAACGCCAAGAAAGACUACGCCUUGAAUAACGGCAAGGGCACGGAAGGUGCGCCAGCCGGCGACGUGGGAGCCGGCGGCGACACGGAAGGAGCCGGAGCCGGGAAAGCCUGCAACUUCAACAAGGGCACGGACGCUGCAGCAGCCGCCAGCGGAGGAGGAGGUCACCCCGCUGACCAGGCGUGCUGGGAGCCGAUGUCGCUGAGAUGGGCAUUUGUACAGGGACUGGUUACCGUGUUCGUGCUCGGAUUCAGCCUUUACAUUGCAUUCAAGAUUUGGUUUGACAUGAUGGUCAGGAAGUUGGCGGCCACAUAUCUGAAUGGUGAAGAAAUCAGGAUCUUGAUGUCAGAAGCAGUUAAAGGUGUUAUUUGGCACGCCACUGAGCCUAGAAACCCAGUGGUAAGAUGGAAGAAGAUGCAUCAGAGAAACAAGUUCUGUGUCUGUGGGCUCUUAUAUUUCUGCUGCUUAUACUUGUUGUGUUGACCUUUGCCAUAGUAUGGCCUUCUCUGUGAUGACAGUAGGAGCCCAUCGAUUUUCCUUAUAUUUUGAACUACAUUGGCUGCAUUUGCACCAAAUUUUGGGCAUCAUUUGGUAGGGAUGUAACUGCAAAAGGAUAUUGCUUCCGGGCAUGUGUUGUGGUGUUUGCCCAUUUUCAUUAUAUUAGGCAAGCAACGUUGAUUUGUAAUUGUUUGCUUGUGUAUCGGAACUGAACCCGACUAUGAUAUGUAUUUGUGUCGUGCAAUCAGCCCAUAUAUGAAAUAAUGA
Messenger RNA from Setaria italica (foxtail millet), 1290 nucleotides. RefSeq names its product glycine, alanine and asparagine-rich protein-like. The transcript has 2 exons. The record is from RefSeq and is a predicted model, not a curated record. The coding region runs from base 94 to 1008 and encodes 304 amino acids. NCBI's taxonomy places the organism in Eukaryota, Viridiplantae, Streptophyta, Magnoliopsida, Poales, Poaceae.